AUGGCUCCACAGGUCAGCAGACAGGCUGCUUUUGUCGAUCUGAGCCAAACCGGCACGACCUCAGGGUCAAGCCAGUACGCUUGCGGUGGUGAGCCCCGGCAUAGCAGUCGCCGGGGCUCACCUAGACAGAACCCAAGAGGAUCUGACGCGAUGAACUCGUUGAGCAAUGCCCACGCUUCCACCACAUGGUCAGCACAGCCCAUGGAACGGGUGACUGCGCGGGCUCCAGAGUUACGGAAAAACAGGAAGGUUCUUUCCAAGGAGUCCUCAACAUCCUUUUCUUGGUUGCCUGGGAGGAAGGGGAAGAAAGCGGCCGAUCGGACGUCGAUCUCUCAUACGCAGCGAGACCCGACGGAGAAACGUGGUAUACCCCGUGUCGUCGAUUUUCAGAUCCCUGAUGCCCCUGGACCAAACCAUCUUGGCCGACCAGCAAAUCUGCCCUCGCCUCAGCUUCUACCGGCCCACAGGCUGCAAUCGCGAAGCCAGCAUGUUGUGGGCAAUUAUAAGCCGGAUCCAAAGAAACUUGUGACUGACCCAGCGCUCUGGAACUCUUCCCACCCUGUGAGGCGAUCGCUGGCUCGGCCACAACAGUCUGAAGAGAAUCGUCCCUUGCGCGGUCGACGGGUUCUGUCCGAAGAUAGAUCGCAAGCCCAAGAGAAGCCAGUUAUCGAGGCUCUCAAGGAGUUUGAUCAGCGAGAUGGUUUUGCUGCGCGAGGUCGUAACUGGUCCACCACGGUUGUCAUAGGGGACAAAGAACCUGCUACGCAAUACACCUCCUUUCCGCCGCCCUGCUUUGAUGAGGAAACGGCGACUACGGAGAAGCAAAUGCGCCGCAGAGCUGUGUACUUCAAGCCGUCAGAUAUCCCUGCUGACCUUGCCCAGCUAGCAGACCAGCAGGAAGACAAUGCUGAUGACGCCCCAGCGGAUAUCUCGUACAAUGAGCCGCGGGCAGUCUCGUAUUUGUCUUUAUUUGGAUCUGACCAAGAAUGUGAUGGCGAGGACAGCGAAGAAGAGGAUCGUGAGCAGGUGGAGCUGCCCUCCAUCUUCCUUACGCCCCCGUCAAGAAAAGUGAGUGAGGCAUCAGUAUUAUCGACCAGGCUUCUGUCACCAGGCCACGCGUGGAAACUCCUUGCCGAGGACGCACGCAGGGAUGCGGUCCGCGAACGCAGGACGUCGGACAAAAUCCUGGCUUACUGCUCGCCGCUCAUCGCCGCGCUACAGGUGUUGCAGGGCUACCCAGAGUUCGAUGGCCUCGAAGAGGCCUCUUGGGAAGGCCUAGACGAGGUGCUACGCCAGGUGCUAGAGGACCGUGAUAUGAACGGCGAGGAACGGGACCACGCGCUGGCGUCAGCCGCCUGGUUCCGGGAGCAGUGGUGGCGACUCUAUCGUGAGUCCAAGCGCCAGUGCUAUGUGCUACAGCAUCCCACCGAGGAUGGUGCCGCCGUCGAGGCUUAA
This is a messenger RNA of Neoarthrinium moseri, 1455 nucleotides long. RefSeq lists its product as uncharacterized. The record is from RefSeq and is a predicted model, not a curated record. NCBI's taxonomy places the organism in Eukaryota, Fungi, Ascomycota, Sordariomycetes, Amphisphaeriales, Apiosporaceae. Bases 1 to 1455 code for a protein of 484 amino acids. The transcript has a single exon.